AUGCUUAAGCAACGGCAACGUCAGGUGGUGGGUCACUUUCUGCGGCGGCACCGCCGCGCGCUGCUCCACGAGUAUGUGCUGGUGCCAAUCGGGGUGAUCUGCUUCAUGGCGCUGCUAUACGGCGUGGACCGAUUGAUCCGAAACGUUAUCAAAGUGAAGUUUCCGGCCUCCGUGGCCGUGAUGAUUGUGAACCUGGGGGUGAUGUGCACCUUUUCCGCCAUCAGCCAGCCACUGGCGGAGCGGUAUGUGGCUGUGGUGGAUGUACCCCUGAGCUGGUCGCUGCGGUGGAUGAACCUGUUCUUCACGCCUGCAUUCGUAACGCUGCCGCUCAGCGAGUGGAUCUCCGCGCGGGAGGCCAUGCUGAUCAUGGCGACGUUUGUGGUCGGGUACCUGGUGGGCGUCGCGGUGCUAGCGUACGUGACCGUGGGGUGUCAGCGCCUGUUUGGCAAGAGCCGCAAGUCCUUGUUUACACGCCAGCACGAGCUAGAUACCGGGGAGGCCGAGGGCUCGCGCUUUGCGCGGCCCAGCGCCACGGGCGUGCUGGACUCGCCUGCCAGGUCCGAGGACACGGCGAGCGUCACCGAGUACCGCCCCGCGGAGCUGCAGGACGUGCCGCUGAUGAACCUGGCGAGCCACUCAGGCAUGCUGCUCUCGCGGUCCGCGACACAGGAGCACACGGGCAGCUCGCCGGGGAUGAGCGAGGGCCUGUUCACACGCAGCUCCUCCGACACAGGUCCUGCGAAGUCGCAGGAGAAACAGCAGGAACAGGACUCGUCGGAGUUCACCAGCGAGCCCAGCAGCAUGAACCCCGCGACUCUGCAUGAGCCCGCACCGUCUCAAAAGGCCUACCGAGACUCGUCGGCCCUGGAGACAGAGGACAAGCCGGCCUUCUGUGAGCGCGCCGUCACCCGGCAGGUUUCGCACCAGCUCGACCGGCUGAUCAGCGUCCAGCUGCUGCGCGCGCACCUGCACCACAUUCUCUACGGCCUGGGCUUUGUCGCCAGCAUGUUCAGCUACUACUUCUCGUGGUACCUCAUGCCGUACCACCUGUUCACCGCGGUGUGCGCCUUCAUGUUCAUUGCUGACGCACCGCUCGUGCAGAACCCGAAGUACAAGCGCUUUCUGCACCCCGUGCUGUGCUCCGUCGCGCUGACGUGGCUGGUCAUGCUCAUCUCUGUGCUGAUCAAGCACCGCCGCGUCAGCUUCUUCAUCUCGGAGCUCCACGACUACAAGACCGGGCGUACGUACCUGCAUCUCUUCGACACCGCUGCAUUCGGGGCCCGCGUCUGGCCCGGCGCGGGCGACAUCUUUGGCUCCUGCAUGGACGUGUCCAUUGUCGGCCUCUCCAUGCCCAUGUUCACCUACCGCGCAGACCUGCGCCGCCACUUCGCAAGCAUGAUCCCGGCCAUUCUUAUCCUCUCUGCGGGCACCCUCAUACUCUAUCCCCUAAUUGCACACCUCAUCGGGAUCCGCUCCGACCGCUCCCUCGGUUUUGUCGGCCGCAGCAUCACGCUAGCACUCGCCACGCCUGUCGUCGACAACCUCCACGGCUCUAUGACGCUCAUGGCCGUCUGCACCGUGGUCAGCGGCGUCGUCGGCGCCCUCACGGGCGGCCCUCACCUUGACCUCCUGCGCAUUCGGUCAGACGACUACGUAACGCGUGGCGUUACGCUUGGCUGCAACUGUGGGGCCAUUGCAACUGCAUAUCUCCUGGGCGUCGAUCGUCGCGCAGCCGCAAUUUCAUCGUUGUCCUUUGUCAUCUUUGGGACUUUCAUGGUCAUACUCAGCUCAAUUGGCCCCGUUCAGGCCUGGGUGAAUCAUCUAGCUACGCUCUAG
This is a messenger RNA of Eremothecium gossypii ATCC 10895, 1836 nucleotides long. Its product is annotated as LrgB family protein. The record is from RefSeq and is marked provisional. The transcript has a single exon. The coding region runs from base 1 to 1836 and encodes 611 amino acids. NCBI's taxonomy places the organism in Eukaryota, Fungi, Ascomycota, Saccharomycetes, Saccharomycetales, Saccharomycetaceae.